Messenger RNA from Blastomyces dermatitidis ER-3, 1204 nucleotides. Its product is annotated as 30S ribosomal protein S12. Bases 62 to 688 code for a protein of 208 amino acids. Gene Ontology annotation, biological process: translation. NCBI's taxonomy places the organism in Eukaryota, Fungi, Ascomycota, Eurotiomycetes, Onygenales, Ajellomycetaceae. The record is from RefSeq and is a predicted model, not a curated record. Gene Ontology annotation, molecular function: structural constituent of ribosome. Gene Ontology annotation, cellular component: small ribosomal subunit; ribosome. The transcript has 3 exons.
CUUCAUCCCGGGGCAUUCAAAACCGCUCUGUACCGCCAAUUCACCACCACACCGGCUUAUCAUGCCGCCAUCAACACCCUCCGUAGGGGCAAUCCGUCUCUUACGGCACUUCGUAACCCUCCCAUCCCACUUUUCCUCGCCACUAUCCACCUCCGCCAAGCGCACCUUUUCAUUGCUCUGCCGAACACCGCAAACCACACCUACCCUGGCCGCAGUCACCCUCCGCAAACCUAUCUCCCACCAAAACAUAAGCGGCCCAUCCACCCUCUCAUCACAAGCGCGCAAAUUCUCUAGCACGCCCCGCCACAAUGCCACAUUGAACCAGGUCCGCAGGGGUUGUCGGAAGGGCAAGCGCGUGCGGAAGACCACCUCUCCCGCACUGGUGGGCCGGCCACAGAUGAAAGGCGUGUGUCUGAAGACAGGAAUCACGAAGCCGAAGAAACCCAAUUCCGGAGAGCGCAAGACGGCGAGAAUCCGGUUGACGAAUGGCGCGGUUGUUACGGGGUAUAUUCCCGGUGAAGGGCACAAUAUCCAACAGCACAGCGUUGUGUUGAUUAGAGGCGGCCGGGCACAGGAUUGUCCUGGCGUGCGAUACCAUCUUGUCCGUGGAGCGUUGGAUUUGACUGGCGUUGGUAACCGAAUCACCAGCCGCUCAAAGUACGGGACGAAGAAGCCGAAGAGUGCGUAAUGCUGCUAGGGUAGAUAGGUGAGAGGACGUGACACUAGAAGUUGGAAGGGAGGAAGGGAGGAGCGGAAACUUUUGUUUUGAUCUUAUUCCGGCUGGAUUUCGUUGCUAUUCUUUGUCAUGUGCGAUCAUCUCAUCAUGUAUUCUGCCAUAAAUUUGGAUUCGUUAACCUAAACUCGAUACACUGUACAUUAUUCUAUUUUAUUUUCUUUGCACCACUUCUGAGAUCGAUGAAAAGUGCAUGUAUAGUUGUUUCGGUCACAAUUUUUGGCCUUUCGCCAUUUACUCUGGUUGCUAGUUACCCAUCCCUGAAAUUCGGGUAAUACGCGAAAGGGAAAGCAGAAAAAUUGCAUUAUAAAAUGGUUUCAAAUAACGAUCUCCCCUUUCCUUAAUUUGCUAUUCCUAAUCACACCAGACACCUACCCCCCCAAGAUAUGAAAAGACACAAAUCGUCAUGGCAAAAAGCAAAGCAGCCGUCCCACUAAUAAAUACAAAAUAUCAUCACUUGUCAUGGCCUUC